Messenger RNA from Aspergillus oryzae RIB40, 1590 nucleotides. RefSeq names its product putative sterol o-acyltransferase (APE2). The coding region runs from base 1 to 1590 and encodes 529 amino acids. The transcript is spliced from 6 exons. Lineage: Eukaryota; Fungi; Ascomycota; Eurotiomycetes; Eurotiales; Aspergillaceae. Gene Ontology annotation, biological process: ergosterol metabolic process. Gene Ontology annotation, molecular function: ergosterol O-acyltransferase activity. The record is from RefSeq and is a predicted model, not a curated record. Gene Ontology annotation, cellular component: endoplasmic reticulum membrane.
AUGUCUUCUGCAGUAUCACAGAGUAAUGGCUCCCCGCUAUUGCGGCCACGGGCUAUCUUGAAGAAACUUGACGAUCCUGCCAAUCUCUCCUUGGAGAAAAGUUCUCUUGACUCGAGUGGACGUUCAACCCCUGUCGCCGAAGAUGCCCCUCCAUCUAUUCAGUCUAUAUCGCACGCCAGAAAGCAAGCUAGAGCCCGGAAUCGACUGUUCUAUACCAUUGAUUAUAUUCCGCGCGUAUCUCACUUCGAUCCGAGGAGCGACUAUCAUAACUUCCGCGGCUUCUUCACACUGUUUUGGAUUGGGUUGUUUAUCAUGGUGGCCACUACCGCGCUUCGGAAUGUAAAGGAUACCGGCUCCCCGCUGCGGGUGAGAGUAUGGAGUCUCCUGACGGCAAAUGUCUGGGCAAUGGGGUUCAGCGACCUCGCCAUGGUGGUGAGUAGUGCAGCAGUCUUGCCGCUCCACCGCCUUUACAGGAACAGUAAUGGGUGGCUGCGAUGGGGAAGAGGGGGCAUGAUAGUACAAAGCAUUUUCGAAGCAGCUUGGCUGAUCCUGUGGAUUAAUUGGCCAUUUAUGUUGCGCUGGACCUGGACUGCGCAGGUAUUCUUUACUCUGCAUACCUUAACCUUUUUGAUGAAGAUACACUCUUAUGCAUUCUAUAAUGGGCAUCUCAGCGAGACCGAGCGCCGCUUGUCCGCACUUGAUAACCCUGGGUCUGUGUCAAUAGAUGCAGCUGUCGACCGGUAUCCUGACCCAGCACCCCGUCGGCCUCCGACGCAGCGGCGUAGUAGCCAUUCACGAUCAGAAUCGAUUCAAGAGCUGCGCGAAGAUUUGGCGACCGAAUUGACCUCGCCGCUAGGCCAUGUCACAUAUCCGCAAAACCUUACACUCCCCAACUACGUCGAUUUCACUUUCUGCCCUACCCUCUGUUACGAGUUGGAAUAUCCUCGCAGCAAGGAGCGAUCAUGGGCAGAGAUCGGCCUGAAAACGUGUGCCGUCUUUGGGUGUAUCUUCCUGUUGACCCUCACAAGUGAAGAGUUCAUCCUCCCAGUCCUGAGCGAGGCCAAUACCCAGUUGCAUUUGAAACAGAGCGCAGCGGAUAAAGCCUUGAUCCUCGCGGAAACAAUCAAUAUGCUUAUGUUUCCCUUUAUGAUCACGUUUUUGCUCGUGUUCCUGGUUAUAUUCGAAUAUGUGCUGGGUGCAUUUGCGGAGAUCACCUGUUUCGCCGAUCGUCACUUUUACUCGGACUGGUGGAACUCAUGCGAUUGGCUUGAAUUCUCGCGCGAGUGGAACAUUCCGGUUCAUCACUUCCUUCGCCGGCAUGUCUACUUCCCCUCCAAGACCCGCUUCUCUCAGUCAGUCGCCAUGUUCAUCACCUUCCUCGUGAGCUCUAUCGCCCACGAGUUAGUGAUGAGCUGCAUUACCAAGAAACUCCGCGGCUAUGGAUUCGUCGCUAUGAUGCUCCAAUUGCCUAUUGUGGCAGUCCAGCAAUCCAAGUACUUCCGGGGGAAGACGACCCUCAGAAACAUAUUCUUCUGGCUGUCGAUGAUCUUCGGUCUCGCUUGUAUGUGUGCACUAUACGUUCUCGUUUAG